AUGGUGGUCCGCGCUGCCACAGCCCUGCCGGAAGCUCCGAUGUCGCUGAGCAAGAUUGUGCAGGCAGAAAUUGAGGAUGAAACGAUCCGCCUGGCUGUCCUCAUGGUGUCAGGUCGGGCCUUGGUUCUGCAGGCGCGGACUUUGCAGACCGUCGCGGAGCUGAAGAGCGACAUUGAAAGUAAAGAACGCAUACCGGUCCAGGAGCAGUCGCUCCUCUUUCAAGAUGAGAUCCUCCAGAACUCUCGAAAGCUUCAUGAAUAUGGACUCCGACACGAUUCAUGCAUCAGCUUAGUUCGAGUCCAGCCGAUGGAGCUGAAGAUCAUGACGGCACGAGUCAAGUGGAACAUCCGAGUACAGCCACAGGACACCGUGGAAGAACUCAAAGCAUUCGUCAAUGAGAAGAUGUCGAUCCCCUUCGAGCAAAUGCUCUUCGUAUGCAAAGGCAAGCCGUUGGACGAUGGCCGCCCCUUACAAGAGAUGGGCGUCGAGACUGGAGAUCAGGUGGCGAUGAUCUUGCGCCUGAAGGGCUGCGGCCAGUUCAUCGUGGAAACUGAUGGAGGUACGUCUUUUCGUGUCGACGGUGCGUGCGCUGACAAGACGAUAAGUGAAGUCAAGACCGCCAUCCGUGACAGAACAGGUAUGGCUCCAGCUGAGCAGCAUUUGACUUUCAGGAAGCAGGUGCUGGAGGAUGCACAGACGCUGGAAUACUAUGGCAUCAAGCGUGAAUGCAAGAUCCAGCUGGUUCGUCGACCUUCCAGCGAUGGAGUGAACCGAAGAGCAUCAAGGCUUCCAGCUGUCAGCAAUGAAAGUAUUAAUCUCAUGCAGCGACGAUGCAGCAGCACAUUCACAACCUCCACAGAGGCAGCACUGCAUCGUGCCAUGCAAGGGAGCGCGGACUCCGAAUACACUUACGAUUGGCGAUCGACUUGGGGCCCCGAGUCAAGGCGGCGCUCAGAUCCACGGCGUGCGGAUGAUUGGCGGAGUCCUUCGCCAGGGCAUCGAGGUGCUCGAGACACCUCGACGGGGUUGAUUCCAACCGACUAUGGCGAUGACCACUAUGUAGCUGCCAACAUGAAGAUCGCUUCGCAUCCAGGACACUACAUGAAUCAUGAAGCCAGCCAUCUCAUCAACCCACUGUCAGUGGAGUACUGGGCUUCCCUACCUGGACAAGUUCGCGACCAGGCCUUCGCCUUCGAAUUUGAGCAGGGCCACGUCCUAGCGGCGGUGGAGUGGAAGGACAGGGGCGACGGGAUGGGUGUGCAGCGUCUCUCACUGGAAGCAAAGGUUAAUGGAGAAUGGCAGAAGCUUUCCACUUGGGAAGCUGCCAAGAAGCCGGUUUGGCAGGUUCACAAGAUGACAAUGUCCAUGCGAAGUAGCCUCUGGAGGCUCACGUUUCUCCAGAACCACGGAGAUGAGAAUCAUCUUGUCGUUCAAGCAGUCAGGUUUGUCAUCAAGCUGCAGAAGACAGAGCCAGCACACAACGUGGGAUAUCCGCAAAAAAUUACCAGACAGAUCUGGGGCGACCGCAGGUUCACCGACGUGGAGGUCAUUUGCGGUGAGCAGCAUUUCCCAGUUCAUCGUGCUGUGCUUGCAGCGGCUUCCACUGUCUUUGCUGCGAUGCUUGGAGCAGAGAUGAAGGAAAGCCACGUCGUCUGCUCAGAUAUCGUUGACACCACUUUCGUCCACUACAGCGUGACCACACCUCUACCUCGUGUCACCUCCAUAGCGGCCUUGGUCGCGGAAUCGGGCACCGACUGCGGCACCUGCACCUGUCUACAGGCACGUGCGGCUCGCCAGCAGGAAGAGCUGAUUCAGCACAAUCUUUUGGAGAGGUCUCCUGGCUCACCUCCAAAGACGAUGGUGACAAAUAGCUGGAUUCGGGAACCGUUUAUUUGGUUUUCACCUGCGGCACGAGCAUACAGGUUGCCGCUUCUUCGCCCGAUGUUCGCCAAUAUUUACCCGAACUGUGCAAAGUUUCGGCGGAAACGGGUCGUGGUUGACUCCGUCAUUUCUUCGGAAGAGGCCCGCGAAUACACUCAUGAUGCCAAAGAUGCUCAUGGUGACCCGCUCUUCCACAUCGACGAAACCUUCGGCGUGGAUGCUGAGUGCUCAACAGCCUUCCAGGAUUGGCCGAAAAAUCCACUGAACCAGGAGAUUCAGAAUCGCAUACGCUUCUUGAUACGACGGCACUUCAGCGAGAAGCGGCCGCUGCAUCUGGUGGGAGCCAUGCUACGUCGCACACGGCCUGGGGGCGAAUGUGGUUAUGAUCGCGGUCCGACAAUUUGCCAUGUGGACAAGGCAAACAUCAGAGGCUGCAGGUUUGUGCCUCGAAGGCUACUACGACUACAGCGCCAUUCUAUACCUCUCAACGAAGGGUACCGACUUCGAAGGAGGACAACUGGCAUUCAACGAUCCUUAUCGGGACGAGCUGGUGGAGCCCCGUUUGGGACGGUGCGUGAUGUUUGCAUCUGGACCACAACACUUGCACCAAGCUAA
Messenger RNA from Symbiodinium sp. CCMP2592, 2496 nucleotides. The record is from the annotation of a GenBank genome assembly. Lineage: Eukaryota; Dinophyceae; Suessiales; Symbiodiniaceae.